Molecule: messenger RNA, 837 nt
Organism: Cordyceps fumosorosea ARSEF 2679
Lineage: Eukaryota; Fungi; Ascomycota; Sordariomycetes; Hypocreales; Cordycipitaceae
Product: 26S proteasome non-ATPase regulatory subunit Rpn12
Exons: 2
Coding region: 1-837 (278 amino acids)
Biological process (GO): proteasome-mediated ubiquitin-dependent protein catabolic process
Cellular component (GO): nucleus; proteasome regulatory particle; cytosol
Source: RefSeq, a predicted model, not a curated record
AUGGCGGAACGAGCUCUUGGCCAGCUGCUUGGCCAGCUGCUUGGCCAGCUGAAGCACUCGCCGUCCAUGAAGUACGACGAGGCCAACAAGCUCCUCUCCAAGGCCAAGCUGGCCCUGCUGCGCCUCAACGCGCUCACCCCGACGCCAGGCGCCUCGCCGGAGCUCCUCGCUGCCGCCCGCGAGACGUAUGAGCAGGGCGCGCUCUUCGCCAUCCGCGCCCGUAACCCGGACGCCUUCACGCGCUACGUCCAGCAGCUGCAGCCCUUCUACGAGCUGCCGUCCGCCCGCCUGCCACCCAACCUGCCCGAGCGCAACAAGGUCACCGGCCUCAGCCUCCUCCUGCUUCUCACACAGGGCCGCUACGCUGAGUUCCACUCGGAGCUCGAGAGCCUCGCCAAUCGCGACGGCGGCGGCACCGCUGGCGACGUCGAGGGCGACCGCUAUCUCGGAUACCCCAUCCGCCUCGAGCGCUGGCUCAUGGAGGGCAGCUACGAUCGCGUGUGGAAGGCCAUGAAGAGCAGCGAGGUCCCGUGUGACGAGUACAGCGUCUUCUCAGAGAUUCUAAAAAAUCAGAUCCGUUCCGAAAUUGCCAGCAGCAGCGAGCGCGCAUACCCCAGUCUGCCAAUAAGCUCCACCAAGUCCCUGCUCUUCCUCGACUCGGAAGGCGAGGUCAUCCAGUUCGCCCAGCACCGCGGCUGGCUCGUUCGUGACGGCCACAUCUACUUCCCCGACGAGGCUGCUGAUGCCAGCGAAGAUUCUGCACAAAGCAAGGACACGAGCCAAAUGGUCAUUGAAAACGCCCUGGGUUAUGCCAGAGAGCUAGAGACUAUAGUUUAA